Molecule: messenger RNA, 564 nt
Organism: Suillus clintonianus
Lineage: Eukaryota; Fungi; Basidiomycota; Agaricomycetes; Boletales; Suillaceae
Product: NAC domain-containing protein
Exons: 3
Coding region: 1-564 (187 amino acids)
Biological process (GO): protein targeting to membrane
Cellular component (GO): nascent polypeptide-associated complex; cytoplasm
Source: RefSeq, a predicted model, not a curated record
AUGUCCGCCACCAUUGAGGAACUCCCUUCGGACCACUCUGACCACGAGGAGGACCCCACCUCCCAGGCUGCUCUCGACAAAAUUCAGUCUCGUUCAGAGCGAAAGGCCCGGAAGGCUCUUCUUGGUUUGGGUUUGAAGAAGGUCCCCAGCAUCACCCGCGUGACCCUCCGCAGGCCCAAGAACGUGUUGUUCGUCCUCUCUUCCCCCGAUGUCUACAAGUCGCAAAACAGCGACUGCUACAUCGUGUUUGGUGAAGCGAAGAUUGAGGACAUGAACUCGCAAGCUCAGAUGUCUACGGCUCAGCAACUUGCUUCUGCCGGCGGUGCAGGUGCAGGGGUCAUGAACCUUGAAAACUCUGGUGCGGGCGGUGAGGGUGAUGAUGAUGACGACAUCCCAGAUCUCGAGGCACCAGAAGACGACGGACCAGUUGAUGAGACGAAUGUCGAUCCUAAAGACAUCGAAUUGGUCAUGGCACAAGUCAACUGCUCAAGGGCUAAGGCCGUCAGAGUAUUGAAAGAGAGCGGAGGAGAUCUGAUCAAUGCCAUUAUGGCAGCGAGCGAAUAA